Prunus armeniaca (apricot) is the source of this 342-nucleotide messenger RNA. The record is from the annotation of a GenBank genome assembly. NCBI's taxonomy places the organism in Eukaryota, Viridiplantae, Streptophyta, Magnoliopsida, Rosales, Rosaceae.
AUGGUUCUUCCAAUUAAAAGGUGGAUUGGACAAGAUCUUAUUGGGUUUCUCUCUUCUCUUAAGAACGGAUUUGAUGCUGCAGGGAAGAUGUUGGAAAAGCUUCGGAACCGGUGCCUUGUAUUUGUUGGUGAUUCAAUUGGAAGGAACCAAUGGGAAUCUCUUCUCUGUAUGCUCUCCUCUGCACUUCCUAACAAGACUUCCAUCUAUGAGGUGAAUGUGAAUCCAAUCACAAAGCAUUUGGGGUUCUUGGUGAUCAAGUUUGAGGAUUUGAACUGCACAGCGGAAUACUACAGAUCACCAUAUCUUGUCAUUCAGGGCCACGCUCCAGUCCAGAAGGGGUGA